CGUAAGUGCGUGCGUACGUUCACAUCGUGUCCCUGUUCUGUUGACUGAGAAGCCCCUAGCGCGGACCUGCCAACGCCCGGUGUAGCGACUCCUACAGAGAAAACGGUGUUGAAUGAGUGGUGCAGACUGUAAAACGCAGCUAUGCAGACCAUCAAGUGUGUUGUAGUUGGAGACGGUGCUGUGGGUAAAACCUGCCUGCUCAUAUCCUACACCACAAACAAGUUCCCAUCUGAAUAUGUACCGACGGUGUUUGAUAACUAUGCUGUAACCGUAAUGAUUGGGGGUGAACCCUACACCCUGGGCCUGUUUGAUACAGCAGGUCAGGAGGACUACGACAGGUUACGUCCUCUGAGUUAUCCCCAGACAGACGUCUUCCUUGUCUGUUUUUCAGUCGUGUCUCCAUCCUCUUUUGAAAAUGUCAAAGAAAAGUGGGUUCCAGAGAUCACCCACCACUGUCCAAAGACGCCCUUCCUCCUAGUUGGGACUCAGAUCGACUUGCGUGAUGACCCCUCCACUAUAGAGAAGCUGGCCAAGAACAAGCAGAAGCCAAUCACUCCAGAGACGGCUGAGAAGCUGGCAAGAGACCUAAAGGCUGUGAAAUACGUUGAGUGCUCAGCCCUCACACAGAAAGGCCUAAAGAAUGUGUUUGAUGAGGCAAUAUUGGCUGCAUUGGAGCCCCCAGAGCCCAAGAAGAAACGUAAAUGUGUGCUGCUAUGAGUGGGUCACACCUUACCACAAAUACUACACACACACAAACACACACACACACUUUGCGUACCCCCACCACACACACACAAACACACACAUUUUCCUUGCUCUGUUAAGGCUGGUUGACAACAUAGUCCUCCACAGGGUAGACUAGACAGAAGCAGCCCACCAAGUUUUAGACAUUUCUUUGCAACAUGAAGCUCCAGCACUCGUCUGAAUCUGGACCCCCGGGUGUAAGCGGUCUUGGCCAACAGGCCGCAGGGGCUGCCGGCAGGGCGGGACAUCCUCUCCGCUCAGAAUGUGGCCUCGUUAGGUUUUAGACGCUCAGCCUUUUAGUUGUCUUCAGCCAAUGAAGCUCUUGUGGUUCAAAGCCCCGCCUCAGCUCCUCCCAGCUACCUGAUUGGUGGCUGCCCRUUCUCAUCGGCCAACCACCGUUGUUCUUUCUCAACACCACCACUCAGUGUGUGCAGUGUUGUUAGAUUUUGUUUGCCAACACCUCCUCCCUCAGACCGAAGACGUCAGAGGCCUGGUCCAUACGGACCAGCUCUGGGACACUGGGCAGGUGUGUCUGCUGAUGGGGGGCUUCCCCAGUGCUGACUGUCAUUCCUCCAGUUCUAACGGCUCUGCUAGUCCACCACAGGAAUUGGCCUUUUUCAAUGCAGGGAACUUAAACAGUGUUAGCAGAACAAGUGGUGUGUUCUUCACUCAUUAGCAGGGACCAAACUGUUCCUCCCCACCCUCCACCCUGGAUGCCACGCUUCAGUUGUUUUUUUUUUUAGGAUGUAAAAGAGUGAAAGUCAUCUGAGGGGUCCACUGUAUGGGAGCAGAGUAUUGGGUGGUCUGGGAGCUGCACUCUGGUCUCUGCUCACACCAAGAGGGUUAACAGAUGUAAUUAUAAUGUAAGCUGCCACACAAUGUUGUUGUAGGCUCCAGAUGGUUUUUACCAAAAUCAGUUUUCUUUAUUUCUGUUUUGUGUUGUUUUUUUAUUAUCUAUAAAUAUAUAAAACAUUACUCCUUCACAUGUAGGGGUCUGAACUCACCUGAACUCUUACCUGCCAGUUUAAACCAAGCAAACUUCUGAUUUGAGUUAGUUCAAUAUGGAAACCUUCAGUGAUACAGACUGUUGGGUAAUGAUGAUGUGAUCGGUUGAUUUUAGAUUUUAUUUUUAUUUUUCUGUCUCUACUGGUGGUUUAGAGUUGGGUUGAUUUCCAGCCUGAGUCAGUAUGAUUAUUAUAACCUGUUGUUGUUUUGGUGAAAAACCAAAUGCUUUGUCUAAAGUCUUUGUUCUUUGUAUAUGCAUUCUUUUCAGAAAUAUUAAACUUAUACCUUAAUUGCCUUUAUUAUGUUUUUCUUCCUUUUCUUUUAUUCAAACAGUAAAACAGAUCUCUCUCCAAACAUGAUUGUUUUUUUUUUUUUUUGGUUUAACUUUGUUUUUAUGUUAUGUGGCCGCCUUCAAAUCUGUCAGUAAUAUCGUGACUUCCAAAGUUGGUCUAAAGACCUGUGAGGUUAUUAAUAUGAACUGAACUGAGUGUUGUGCUGGUUUUAACCAGCAGGUGGUGCUGUUCAUCUAGGAAUCCAUGUUUUUAUUUUUAUUUUUAUUUUUAUUUUUUACCAUCUGUGGAAGAUUUACUUCACUACAAAAGUGUAUUCUAUAAAUAAAUCUGAUACCUGAGUGUGUCUAACAAACUCA
Molecule: messenger RNA, 2398 nt
Organism: Austrofundulus limnaeus
Lineage: Eukaryota; Metazoa; Chordata; Actinopteri; Cyprinodontiformes; Rivulidae
Product: cell division control protein 42 homolog
Exons: 6
Coding region: 142-717 (191 amino acids)
Biological process (GO): small GTPase-mediated signal transduction
Molecular function (GO): GTPase activity; GTP binding
Source: RefSeq, a predicted model, not a curated record